Molecule: messenger RNA, 519 nt
Organism: Tilletiaria anomala UBC 951
Lineage: Eukaryota; Fungi; Basidiomycota; Exobasidiomycetes; Georgefischeriales; Tilletiariaceae
Exons: 3
Coding region: 1-519 (172 amino acids)
Molecular function (GO): acetyltransferase activity
Source: RefSeq, a predicted model, not a curated record
AUGUCUCCCGACUCAACCAACGUACACGCACCCAAGGGCAAGACGUCCAGCCAAAAGUUCGCCGAUGCUGAUACCAAAUAUAAAAACCAGCUCCAGCAGAUGAGUCACACGGAGCGGGCUCUGAAAGGCCUUCCGUACCUCGCAAAUGACCCCGCCCUUGUGCGCGCACGUCUACGAGCGCGCCGGAUCUUCCAUGCAUUCAACGCGUCCCUGCCCAAUCCCACCGAUCCAAGCGAUCUACCCGCGGGGCAACAGCCGCAAGGCAUCGGCGGGUCGUCAAUUGGAGCAGGAGACUCACCUCCACCGGACGUCAUGGGCGAUGAGCGUCGCGAGCUCAUCUCCAAGCUGCUCGGUGUUGGCAAGGACAGUGUGCAGCGCGUCGAGAUUGAGCCGCCAUUCUGGUGCGAUUAUGGAACAAACAUCAAGCUGGAAGGCGCGUUUUACUGCAACUGGAACACGACAAUCUUGGACGCAGCAGAAAUCACUAUUGGCGAUGGUACUUUAUUCGGACCAAAGUGA